GUUAGUUGUCAGUUUCCGUUAAUAAUGAUAUAUACAUGUAAUUUAAAAUAUUAAAUGAGCAGAAACACAUAAGAAGAGAAACUAGUGAUACAGAAGUUACUUGGUUAUAUAUAUAACGAACGUUAAAAUAUGUUGAAACAAAUUCGGAGAACAAAUGUUAUUAACAAAUUUUAGCGAUGGAGCAUCCUUGUCCUCACUGCAACAAGACGUUUAGCAGUGAAUUUGCAAGAAAACGUCAUUUGGACAUACAUUCAAACAAAGUGAAAUUGAAAUGUAAUUUUUGUGGAAAAGAAGUAAAUCGAAAAGACAAUUUCGAACGUCAUUUGAAGAGAUGUGAGAAGAGUAAAACGUGUUCCCAUUGCGAGAAAUGUUUCAAAACUUCCAUUCAACGACGUAUCCAUAUACUUAAAGAACACAGGGAUAAGUUGUUGAAGUGUGAAAGGUGCAAAAAAGAAUACUUGUGUGAAAAGACUCUUCAGCAACAUCUAGGAAGAUGCAAGAAAUAUCAAGAUAUUUUAGCAGCUAGUUAUAGAUCUGAUGAAAUUCAACAUGAGAAUAAUCAAGAUCUUCCGGGACCUAGUAAGAGAUCUGAUGAAACUCAACAUGAGAGUUAUCAAGAUAUUCCGGGACCUAGUAACAGAUCUGAUGAAAUGCAGAAUGAGGAACCCGUUGAGAGAUAUACAUGUAGAACUUGUCAUCUCAGAUUUGAUUCGCGUCGUAAUCUCUUUGUUCAUCAGAUGAACGAACAUUUUCAAGUGGGAGAGGGACAGUUGCAGGCCAGACCAUGGGGAAAUGGAUCCCCUCCUUGGGAAGAAGGUGGGAUAGUCGACCACAACCUAAAAGAAGUUUAUGAAACGAAUGCCCCAAUUAUAUUACGACGUCAUCAACAGGGGACUGUUUUGUAUGACUUUGAGUCCAUGCUGGUUCCCAUGAACACAGAAAGUUCUGGUUCUCAGCAAUAUACAGACACCCAUGUACCUAUCUCUGUUAGUAUAUGUUCUAACGUAGAUGAGUACACCAAACCACAUUGUAUCAUUGAACCAGAUAUCAACACACUAGUGAAGAACAUGGUUCAGUGCAUGACAAUGAUAGCUAAUAGGGCUGCUGAACAAGCAAAAGAAAAAUUUGCCUACGUGUUCGAGGCACUCGAUAGCUCUGUGUUUGAUGAAAAUAUGGAUGAGAACAUGGCCGAGUAA
Molecule: messenger RNA, 1196 nt
Organism: Saccostrea cuccullata (small rock oyster)
Lineage: Eukaryota; Metazoa; Mollusca; Bivalvia; Ostreida; Ostreidae
Product: zinc finger and BTB domain-containing protein 17-like
Exons: 6
Coding region: 177-1196 (339 amino acids)
Biological process (GO): regulation of transcription by RNA polymerase II
Molecular function (GO): RNA polymerase II cis-regulatory region sequence-specific DNA binding; DNA-binding transcription factor activity
Source: RefSeq, a predicted model, not a curated record